AUGAUGCUGGGCCUGGAACAAUAUCUACAGCAUCACCCAGACCCAUUUGCUCCUCGAAAUCCUUAUGACGACUCAGAUGAAGGCUACGAUGACGCCUUUCCAAGUAGUGGUUUGCUUUCUGAAGAUAUCACAGACGUUGAUGAAAAGCGGGACAAUGAAGUGGAACGUCCUGAACAAGAGCAACAGGGGAAGCCUUUGAGCCUCUUACAGCUACUAUCGGGGAAGCAGAAUAGUAAGAAGAAGAAACAGAAAAAGCAAGAGGACUCUAUGUCGUUUGAUGAACCAUAUAAGGACGAAUCAGAGACUGUCACACUCACUUCAUCAGACAUCCUGGAGCCUGAAGUAAAGGCGACGAAACCCGAAACCGUUGAGCAGCUUGAACAGCGAAUGUACAAUUCAAAAAAGUCAAUGUCUGCCAUGGAUCUUUUAAAAUCACGUCGGCAGGAGAAGAAAGUAGAGUCCAUACCGCCUGAAGAAUGCGUUGAAAUCGUGUCAGACCGUGAAUCUUCCGACAAUGAACUUGUCCAGGUAGUUGAAAACAGAACGCCUGGUGUCAAUGUUCGUGAUAUAUUUUCAAAUUUCGCACCCAAAAGAGUGAAGACGAAAGAUGGGAAUUGGAAACUAAACGUGAAGCUCAAGAUAAGCCCUUCCAAAUUGGCAGAAAUCAAAAAGUACGACGAUCCCUUGAGAACCAGAGGUAAUAUUGCGGGCGGGAACAGCAUGUUCAACAUGCUUAUGCAUAAAAAACCAUCGAAAAUGGUCACGCUACGACUACCUUCCGACUUCCUUGAAUCCAUUCAAAAGUCACUUAAUCCUCUCUACACCAAGAGUUCUGGAACCAAGAAUGGAAAAAGUGCCAGUAAUGUAUUUGCUCAAAUGAUGCAAAGCGCUAGCACUUCCGCAUACCCUAAACUUACUCCGCUUCAAAAGGCAAAGGAGUUAGAGCCUCCAUCGAUAGAAAGAGGUCAAAUGCAUAUCCGAGAGCAGGAUGACUGUGCUACAGUAUCAAAUCCUCUAGAGUCUCUCGUUCCUAGAUCAACACAUACCCCGGAUACAUCGAAGCUAAACGAAAAUUUCUUCACAACAUUGGAAUUAAACAGACAGUCAAAUGAGCUCAAAUGUAAACGAAGAACUACUAUAUCCACUGUUGACGACUUAUGUGACUUCGUGGCUGAUAGGGCACCCCUAGCAUUUGAGGCAGAGCCUCAUAUCAGAAUCUAUAAAGAUUUUAUCCAGAACCAAUCGCCUGAUAGCAAUCAACUCUGGCCUGACAAGUUUGCCCCUCGAAAAGCCGAUCAAUUACUCCUAGAUCAUAACAUAAGGUAUGCUCUACAGCGCUGGAUAGAGAACGCGUUUGCAAUCCUCAAAACGCAGUCGACCAAGACCCCAAGAAACAUCAAGAUUAAAGAACAGCAACAGAAACAACGUCAACGAAAUACCAUGCAAGGAUUCAUAGUUGAUGAUUUAGAGGAAGACUCCGAAGAGACAGAGGAAGAUGUCUUUGUGCCAGUUCUCAUCAUCCAAGGGCUGUCAGGCUCGGGAAAAUCUGCAUCUGUCUAUGCCGCAAUGAAUUCUAUGGAUGGUUAUGUUUACGAGAUCAAUUCUGGCCUGAAUCGUUCGAGGAGAGAACUAUAUGGGCCGCUUAAGGAGUUUUGUACCACUAAUAUCAUUAACAAAAAGGACCAAGAAAAGAAGUUUCAAAGAGGCUUGGUAUUCUUCGAGGAUUGUGACGUUUUGUUUGAACAAGACAAGACAUUCUGGGUAGCAGUCCAAGAUGUCAUAAACUUUUCCAAGCGGCCGAUAGUCCUUUCUGUCCAAGAUCCUUCUGUUAUACCAAAAUCUAUAUGGGAGCAGGCAGCGGAACAGAACGCAGUUCUCUCAUUUGAAAAUAAUGACAUAUCAGCCUUUGAGCAAUAUAUCUGGCUCUGUUGCUUUUCUCAGGGGUUUGAUUUGACAGAACUGGUAUUAUCGUGGGUCUCCAAGCAAAAUAAUCUAGCGUCGUUCGAUUUACGAGGUGCUCUUAUGGCAAGUCAAUGGAUAUGUGCUGCUGAUGAAGACUUAAGCUCGGAUGAAGUGCUCACUCUUGAUUUCCUGACUAACAAUACGAGACAGGGGAAUGGACUGGAUUCAUUGAGUGCAUUAUCUGACAAAUAUGAUCUUCUCUCUGCAGCGGAUAUAAUCGAGAGUAACAUGUGCUCGUUGAAACUUCAAGAGACUCGCCCGAAUGAGCUUUUGGAUCUCUACGUUGUUGACGACGGCGAAACACUCCAUCCUUCCCCUGAACCUGAAGAAUGCAACAUUGGAAGCUUUAUAAAGGAGAUGGUAGAUGGAAAGGAAGAUCUAUGGAGGAACGGAGUGACUUUCAACCAGAUUCGGGAAACAAACAAAGAAGAUGCCGAAGAUACUACAAGAGUACCAAAGUUUCCGAACUUCGACAAGAAGUCGCUCCUACGAAUCAUCUUUUGA
Messenger RNA from Candidozyma haemuli, 2466 nucleotides. RefSeq lists its product as uncharacterized. The transcript is spliced from 2 exons. Gene Ontology annotation, molecular function: DNA binding. Lineage: Eukaryota; Fungi; Ascomycota; Pichiomycetes; Serinales; Metschnikowiaceae. The record is from RefSeq and is a predicted model, not a curated record. Gene Ontology annotation, cellular component: nucleus. The coding region runs from base 1 to 2466 and encodes 821 amino acids.